Aspergillus fijiensis CBS 313.89 is the source of this 1563-nucleotide messenger RNA. RefSeq lists its product as uncharacterized. The record is from RefSeq and is a predicted model, not a curated record. The coding region runs from base 1 to 1563 and encodes 520 amino acids. The transcript is spliced from 2 exons. Lineage: Eukaryota; Fungi; Ascomycota; Eurotiomycetes; Eurotiales; Aspergillaceae.
AUGCCGAUUCCAACGCGCUCCCUUUCCCUACGUGAGACCCGUACCGGUAAGCCAUUGACCAUUGGGCGCUCUACUACCACCAAAGCCAACCCUCCCACAACCUCGACGGCAGCUGGCGGCAAAUCCUCUUAUCAUGCCACCGGAAAUGAGAAUAUUACAACACGAAACAAGAGCCUUCUGCCGGUCCGUGACGAUGCCCGCUCUGCGAAACCCUCUCGAAUUCAACAGCCGGCAGAGACUCGCCUGUCCCAGCGGCCGAACAAGACCGGGGGGAAGGGGUCUCAGCAGCAAGGUGAACCCUCGACACGCGAAGCGACCGGGGUAAAUCGUCGCCAGAGCCUCAUUCGACCCAGUCCGCUGAAGCCUAUUGGACCUGUGAAGCCAACCGCUACGAUAAGCACCCCUAAACAGGCCACUUUUGCACCAAGUCCUUUGUCCCCCUCCAAACAAGAACUAGCUCCCAGGCAGGAUGGACGGCCCUUAUCUCCCAAGAAAUCCGAUAUGCCUCCCCCGUCGCUCCGACCCAGUCGAUCUGCUUCCUUACGACAGCCAGUCAAGUCCAGCUCCAGCACACCAUCCAUCAGUCGCGGCCACGCGCGUCAUCGAAGUCAAGGGGUCACGCUCAAUGUGAGCCGAUUGAUAUCCAAAUUGGAGCCACCUUCACCGAGCACCACAACUCCGACACGCCCGAGAGCUCAGAUAUCGUUCCAACCGCAAUAUCUACUGUCAAAAAAGGCGGUCAAUCCGGCUACAAAGAAUCUGAGUGCUACCACGUCCGAGGAUGCGGAUGCUUCUUCAUCACCCUCAUCCUGGCCCGAGCUUGCAGCCUUGCAGACAGAGCUGUUACAACUAAGCCUUACGCACUCCUCAUCUCUUCAACUGAAGACUUCCUGGACGGCCGAUGUCGAAGCUCAACUCCGGAAGGACUACGAGUCCGUGGCCAGCAAAUACCGCGCCGCGCUCGCUGCAGAGCAAGAUUAUCAGACGAAACUCAAUGGACUCGCACUGCAUUGCUGGUUUCGAAACUCUUGUGAGCACAAUGGCCCACUCGGAUUUGCGGAGCAGAUUUGGAUACUUUCUCGGGUUGCAGAAGACGUGUACAUGGUGACGGAAUCUCUGGAAGGGCAGUACACGGUGGUCGUGCAGAAAUUUGAAGAGUGGUUUCAGCGGAUGGAAGAGAUUCGGCACCACCGGCUGCACCAUGAGCACGAAAUGUACGACGGCGUUUUUAUUGAUUCCUUAGACCGCACUUGGCAAGAAGAAGUGUCGGCUUUAUCUACGAAAUUGGACUAUUGCUCGCGGCAGCUACAAAGCCUGGAUCUUCUAGGGUACGGAGAGUUGGAGCGAUUCGACAGCUCUGCGCUGUUUCGCAUGGUUAAGAAUCUCGAGAAGACGGUGAACCUGAUGAUCGAGGAGCUGCACACAAUCCGUAAGAUUGAAGGCGACGUUGUAAGAGCGGAACGGGCAUGGGUUGGUCAACUUGCUCGGAGGCUGGUGAGCGCCAUGCCACUCCAAGAACAGCGACAGGGACUGUGGAAGAAACAGACCUUCAUGCAAUCAUGA